GACUGAUCUUGUGCAGAAAAUAUCCCUGACAUUUGAAGAGCUCCAGGGAUUCACUGAGCAUGCUCAGUCCCCGCUGCCUGGUAGAAAGAGGAAGCUAGUUUACAUACGAGUCAUACCAAGCAUAGCCUGCAUGUCAGUGCAGUUAACUUGCAGCGGGCUGUGAGGAGAACUAGUGUGUCUUUGUCCUAGGAAAUUUCCCUUGUUUCUGUUUUCUUUCUUUCUUUUUCCCCUUUUUUUAUUUGGAAAAAGACUUGAAAAGUUUUAAAACUGUCUUCUCUGUAUUGAAGGACACAGUAUACCUUUACUUUUCAAAACUUUGGAAGGGAGAGCGUGUGGGUUUUAAUCCCUCCAAUUUUCCUUUAAUAUACUUUGUUUUGAUUAGCUGAAGGCUGGGCCUUGUGCUAGCGAAGUUUAGGAAGCUGGGAGCGUACUCAGCUUCAUUUGCCUGGCUUCCUUCUCCCUGAUUCUGGGCGAAAGCAAACAAGCUGGUCUUUUUUGCUAGCCCAAUAAAUGCUAUUUAUGAAGAUGGACCUGUUGAACUACCAAUACUUGGACAAGAUGAACAACAAUAUUGGCAUUCUGUGCUAUGAAGGUGAAGCAGCUCUAAGAGGUGAGCCCAGAAUGCAGUCUCUUCCAGUAUCCUCUGCUCUAACCAACCAUCGAACAGGCCCUCCUCCUAUCAGCCCCAGCAAGAGAAAGCUCAGCAUGGACCAAGGGGAUGAUGAGCUAGACUGUGAAAAUGAACAUGUUUCUAAAAUGAGUCGAAUAUUCAAUCCGCAUCUAAACAAGACUGCCAAUGGAGAUUAUCGGAAGGAGCACAGAGAGAGGAGUCGCAGCCCAAUAGAGAGAGCUGCUGCCCCAACAAUGAGCCUUCACGCCAACCACAUGUAUGCCUCAAUCCCAAGCUUGACCAUGGAUCAACCUCUAGCACUGACCAAAAACAGCAUGGAUGCAACCCGGACGGUUGGCAUCACACCUACACUGACUUCUGUGGAACGGCAGCAGAACCGUCCGUCUGUAAUCACAUGUGCUUCUGCGAACAACCGGAACUGCAACCUCUCCCAUUGCCCCAUUGCUCACAGCGGCUGCGGUUCAGCGAUGCCUGCCUACAGAAGGCCAUCUAGCACUACCACUGCCUGUGACCCAGUGGUGGAAGAGCACUUCCGCCGAAGCCUUGGCAAGAAUUACAAGGAGCCUGAGCCAGUGGCAAACUCUGUGUCCAUCACAGGAUCAGUCGAUGACCACUUUGCCAAAGCACUUGGGGAUACAUGGCUUCAGAUUAAAGCUGCGAAGGACGGCGUGUCCAGCAGUCCUGAGUCGGCUUCAAGGCGGGGCCAGUCUUCCCCUUCCUCCCAUAUGGUCAAUCAUAAUCACUCGCCCUCUGUAGUCUCCUGAAGAGAGGACCGUUGCGUUUGUGAAUUUGCAUGGUUUGACUGAGCUUUGAACAGUGCUUAAAGUAGUGUUUGGGGAGGGGAGAUUAGUUUUCAACACAUGUUUUUGUGUACUCACUUUUUAUUUGUAAAAGGGUGCCCUUAAAGAUGAUAGCAGGAACUAUUUCAUAAAGAUCCAUAUGAUGUAGCAUCCUUUUUUUUUCCUGCCUCAAUUACCAAAGAAACCUCUGAUGCAAAUCUGCUGCCCCUUUAAAAAAAAUGCACGCUAAUCCACAAAAGCCAUUACACAUAGUUGGUUGACCCAAAUGCUUUUUGCUUUACUAGCUUCUUGCGACUAGAAUUUGUCUGGUUUGCUUACAUUGCCUUUUUUUUUUUUCCCCUCUCUGUGAAGUAAUUUUGUAUGUAUAUACUUGAAAAGAACUGUCAUGUAUGAUUUGCACUAUUGGAGGAGGACUGAAGUUGCAUAGCAACUUUCUGGAAGAUGCUAAUAUUUUGAGGGCAAACUGCUGAAAAAAGGGUUUAAGGAUGACAUUUCUAUCAGUUUGAUUUUUCUUAAAGCAAAACAGCUUUGGAAGGGGAAGUCUCAUACAGGUUAUAGGUCUUUCUCUCUUUAGAUUUCAGGUGCUUAGUGCUUGCAACUGGACUGCAUAAUUUACAGAACACGGGCAUUUUUUCCUAAACACUGCAGUUUGUUAGAAUAGAGCUGAGGUUGGAGGGUUCAAUAGUGCUUAACGAUGCAUGUUUUAUGAAAAAUAGCUGGUAUCUAUUAAUGUAUAGACAGUAAGAAUCAUAAUACUUAUUAGCUUUUCUUCAGAAUUAGUUUAUUUUUGUCAGUAACAAUCCUAGAUAUACUUACUGCUGGUACAGUUGUACUCUAUGAUAUUUGUAUUUGAUAUUCACUUUAGUAGCAGCCAGCAAAAGAGGACAGCCUCAGGACAGGCCUCAAAUGAUGCAGUUUAGAAAUAUAUGAUGCGUGGUACAGGAUGCUAUAGCUUUGCGCAAGACUGAGUAAUUGUUUCUGUCUGCAGCACUGUCUGCUUAACAGGAAUUUGCUUCCUAAAACUAAGUCUGUAUAAUCCACCUUUAACUAGCUGCAGAAACUGCUACCAUUACGUAUCUUGGCUGGACAACAGAUUGUUACAGUUUGUGAAAUAUGAUCUUUAAUUUUUUUUAAGCUUAUUCAUAAACCUAUGCCAAGUUGCAGCAUACAUUCCUCCAUUAGAAAACUUUAUACAGGUAUUACUGCAUUUAUUAUCAUUUGCUAUAUUAAUAGCUACUAACUAGAAAUUAGGCAAUAGAGGCAGGCAUAAAACCACAGCUGUGCUAGUACUAAGAGCUUCUCUUCUUGUUAAGUGUAACUACUCUCCCCCAUACAUUCCAUCUUCCCAGUACAGUUGCAACUAGUUGUUUUUGUUUUUGUUUUUUUUUUAAUACUGGGUUACCUGAAAAGAUUGGUUCAGUGUAGAAAGUUAGAACUAGUUGGAAGAUAAAGUACACACAAUGUAUUAUGGACUGUGUUACAGUAUUGGGUCCAUUGUGGCUUUUAUUUUAAGGUUUUUUUUUUAAAGCUAAGCUAAUUAAUUUGGAAAAGGUGCAGGGUAGAAAAAGAUCAGGAGAUUGGCUCUUACUCUUGUUGAGAAGGUGGCUGCUCAAUUUUCUUUCAAAUUUUUUUUUAAAAACCCUAAGCCCCCAGUUUUACACAUUUCACUACCAUCUUACUGGGUAGUCAACGCUUACCUGCUUUGGCAUUCAGUACCCUACUCUCUGUAGGAAGAUUGUUAAAAGAACACUUUUUUAUAUAGGUAACUUUAAGACCAUCGUUACGCUGUGCGUAAAGAAUGUACAGAGAAAUUUGUAGGUAUUUUUUGAGGAACAAUUAAUUUGUUAAUGAUAUGUAGCUAUUUAAUUUUUCCCUUUCCUUUAUUGUAAUCAUUCAUUUUUUUGUUUGGAGAAAAAAGUUGAUCUUUUUUUUUGUUGUAGAUUUGUCUGUAAUACAGUAAAAGUGCAGGAACACAGUUAUUCUAUGAGAACACUGCAUUAGCAUUAAUAGCCACUAGUUUGUUAUUGCUACAGGCUACUGAGCAUUAUAACAGUAAAAUACUAAUACUGUAGAUGGACUCUGUGGAAAAUGUGACUCCUAUAUUUCUUUGUAAACACAAAUAAGAUAAUGUUUUUAAAGCUAAUAUUUUCAAUAAUAGCUGUUUUACAAGGUUACAUUUACUUAUCUGAGAUAGGUAAAUGGAUUUGAGGGCAAUAAAGAUUUAAUGUGGUAUGUCCAGUAAAACAUAUAUUAGACACAAUUAUGUCACGAAAGCCAAAGGGUUGGGGGGAGGUGGAAGGAAACUAAACUGAACUCACCGUCACGACGCAUGGUGAAGUUUCUUCACAGAGCCAGGUUCUCUACAGUUCAGUUUGAAAGAUUCUGUGUUUGUAAAUCUGUAAUAUACCAUUCUUUUGUGGCCUUGUUUCACCUGGGAAAAAAAAGGGUUGGCAGGCCAUCUUUUUUUUUUUUUUUUUGUACUUAAAAGUAGCCUUAAAGAACAAUAAAGUGCUCUUAAAUCA
Messenger RNA from Dromaius novaehollandiae (emu), 3953 nucleotides. It is a transcript of the gene VGLL4, whose product is annotated as vestigial like family member 4. The transcript has 5 exons. The record is from RefSeq and is a predicted model, not a curated record. The coding region runs from base 511 to 1395 and encodes 294 amino acids. NCBI's taxonomy places the organism in Eukaryota, Metazoa, Chordata, Aves, Casuariiformes, Dromaiidae. Gene Ontology annotation, molecular function: transcription coactivator binding. Gene Ontology annotation, biological process: negative regulation of DNA-templated transcription.